AACAAAUAAAUUUACCACCAACUGUACCUCUGACAGCUUUGUCUCCCAUAACUUCUAUUACCGAUAAUAAUGAUACUACAUCGAUAACGCAAGACAGUCUGGAAUCACAUAAUGUAUCAACUUCAAGUGUAGUAAUUCCAAAUAUUCUAACAGAUCCACUUCAUAUAUCAUCAUCAUCUCCGAUAAAAGCUGUUGAUAAAAGUCUUUCUAUCCAAAGUCCUCUACAAACAUCUCCGAUACAACAAACAAUUCCUGAGACAACACAUACGUCAUCCGUGAAGGAAAUCCCCGUUAAAUUAGCUAUUAAUGAUUCCCCAACUAAACCCCCCUUUAUUAAAGACUUACCAACAACACAAGCAACUCAAUCAACUUCUUUACACAUCCCAAUUCCUGAUCCAUCGCUUGAGAAAAAGUUACCUGAUUUGCCAAAAGAUGCUACUGAAUCUUCUAUAGUUUCUCCAACUCCUGUAAUUUCACAUAGGAGAAGAACAAUCCCUAUUCAAUCCAAAAGAGAUUCAAUAAUACCUUCUCCAUUUCGCAAACAGGUUCCUGUAUAUACCACGAACAAUAAUAGCAAAGGUUCUGAAAACAUUCCAGGUUUAUUACCGCAAACGCCUCAAAUAUCUUCUUUAAAGUUUGAUGUACCAGAACUUGAUCCAUUAUCAAAAGUUGGCCAUUCGUCAAAUUUUGAUGAUUCUACAUUAGUAUCUUCAUUAAAGCGUGGCUUAUCUGAUCCAACAUCAAACACCUAUGCAUUACCAACUUUGAGUACUUCUUUGUCUAAUGAUAUAGAUUCUUGGAAACUUCAAGACGAAUCCCCAUCUACGUCGUCUAAUCCUAAUUCGUCAAAAUUGUCAGAAAAUGGAUUUAAUCAACCAUUUGGUGGGAACAUUGGUGAGAGCAUUGGUGUGAAAAAAUCUAAUAAUCCGUUAUUGUAUAAAGUAGUUGGUCAAAAGUCUGGCAAUAAAAAGAAAUCGCUGCCAUCAGUCCAAGACAGUUCGACUUAUAUAAUAGAAAUGCAAGAAACACAUAUGACAAAUGAUAAUACAAGUUCCGAAAAGAGUAAUCAACGGGGAUUACCUGCGAAAUCAAAUAGCACAACUCGAAAACCUGUACCAACUUCUUAUUCAUCAAGUUCCAAGAAGCUAAAAUCAUCAAACAAACUACCAAAUACAUUGACUGUCACUCUACGAAAUUCUGGAAAGUUUUACACUUAUACUUCAUCCGAUGAUUUAAAAUCGAUAUCAUCUGAACGUUCAAAACGAAAAUCUUUAAAACCUGUACAAGUCCCAAAAUCACCUUAUAAUUCUGUACGACCACAACGAAGUAUUUUAUCUCCAACUAGCACAUUAAAAAAAAAUCCUUUCCUUAAACAUAUUAAAACAAAAGAUCCUGGUGAUCAUAAUUUACCAGAAUAUACUUCAUCCAAAAGUAAAAUGUCAUUCAUGGUACCACAUAAUCUUGCAUCUGUAGAAUACAGAAAAAAUAAUCGUUCUAUGCCUGAUCUUACAGCACGUGCGAGACAUAACAAUUUCAACAGAGCUUUUCGAAGAAAUAAUGUGACCGUACCAGAUUUUACUCGAGAUGCUAAUGUGUUAUUUCAACAUGAUGCUGAUUUAAAUCCGUCAAAAAUAACAAAAUUUAGUAUUAAUUUAUUGGACGAAUCAGAAUCCAGUGAAUUAUUCAAAUCUGGUUCUCCAUGGAUACAUUUAUCCCAUUUGGAUGAAUAUAUUAAAAGUUUACCACCCACUGAAUUUUCUGAUCCAAAAGAUUUAAUGACUCAAGAAGAAUACGAAAAGUUUGUAAAAGAUUGUAAAUCUAAUAAACUCUCGGAAUUGAUAUUUCCUCCAAUGAAUCAAAUUCCAGAUGGUGCUUCACUAGAAGAUCUCGAAAAUAAUAUGCUUAAAAAACCAUCAACAUUUCUUGGAAUUCCAUUAAAUCAAGGAAGGCGAAAUGAUUGGUUAGAUGCUGCUAUUGAUGGUGUACUUGCUAUAGAAGGAGUCCUUGGAACUCAGACUUCACCAGAUAAAAUGACUAAAUUGGAAAUUAUUAGAGAUUUUUUUCAAUUUUUAACAAUUGUAUUGUCAUUUGGAAAUCCUGGAAUAUUUCAAAGUUGGGUAAAAAUAUUGUUGGAUACAAUUCCUAACUUGUUUAGUUUUAAUUUGGAUCGUGUAUUUGGAAAUGGAAUAGCUUUCUUUUUGGUAUAUUGUGUUAUUGCGCUUGGAGCUUUGUAUUGGUUUAGAUUGAUGACUAAAUGGGACCCUAAUGCUGAUACUGAGGGUCUUGAAUCAUCCCCAUGGAAUCUACGUCCCAAAACAAAUCGCCGUCAAAAUAUAAUAAUAACUUUUUUAUUAACAACCCUUUAUCUUCCAAUAUCAAAACUCUCAAUUGACGCUUUAGUUUGGGGUGACACAUUCUGGGCAAUACCAAAUCCAUAUAUUUAUAGCGAUGCGCCAGACUUUAGUUACCUCAAUAAUAUUACAGGCAAUAGAGACUUUAAUGAUUUUUGUUAUGUUACUAGCAUGAGAAAAGGUGAUUGGAACUUUUCACCAGUAAUUAUAGGCGUUGCAUUGGUAACACUUGCACUGUUGACUUUUUGGUUCCCUAUUGCUUUAAAAAGAUUAGUGGACAAGAAUUCACCUAAAGUUGAUGAAUACAAUGAAGUUGGUGAAAUAAUUGCAAAUAAAGGUGGUGAAUAUAGAAAGUUAUUGGAGAAAGAUAUUUGCCCUUAUAAUUUUUUGUAUAAUGUUUCAUUAAUAUCUAAAGACAAUUGUAUAUUCCGGAAUACACCACGAACCCGCAUAGAAUCAAUUCGUCAAGGUUUACAAAUUGUUCUCAUGGUUUUAUUAUUGCUUAUUCAUUGGAGAAAUGAACCAUACAUUUUUGCUUCACAAAAUGCUAGUGAAUACUGGACACGGUCUGGUUAUGUGAUCACUGCAAUCCUCGGAAUGAUUGUAAUAUUAAAAGUUGGUCCAUAUCAGUGGAUCUCCAUAUGUAUCAUAGUUAUUAAUUGUAUUGUUGGAAUAGCAGUGAUGUGGUAUAUACUUAAAGAGACAGGACCUUAUCAAAAUUUCGUAAAGAUUAUAAAGAAACGAUUGGAUUUUAGUAUCAAUAUAUAUUCACCUAAUUUAGAUUUUUCUAAGCAUAUUAAACGACGUAUAUGGCAAGAAACUUGGACUACACUGUUUUUAACUUCUGAAAAAUUUAAAAUGUCAAAAGAUAAGAUUGUAGCAUAUUCUCAAUCACCAUAUCGACCACCAUAUUUAUUAAAUUUUACAGGAAGUGUUGCAGAACGACAUGUUGAAAAUCUUAAAAUCAUAAGGCAAAUUGGAAUAAGACGUUAUACUGCUUCAUUAUCCCCUUUACCUAGUUCUUUAAUUGGAUUAAGGACAAAGAUAUUAAAUAAUUUUGUAGGUCCAGAUAUGUAUUAUGCACCGGAAUUUUUAAACGUUAAGAUAAAAACUUGUUUUGGUAAAGCAUACGUAGUACCAUUUCCAUUUAGUGUAGUAAUGUGUUAUGAUGAUGAUGAGAGUGUAAUUGUAUUAACACAGGAAUGGGAGAUUCAACGGUACGUGGAACAGAAUGAGAAUAAAGAAGUGAACCGAAGAAGAUUGGUUAGACAAAUGAUUAGAGCUUUGGAAGGAAAGAUUAUUCUCGGUCCUUGUAGUGAUAAAGGAGAAAAAAAUCAUAAUCUUGAAGGAUACGAUAAAGCACCAAAAAAUUUCUUUGGCGUUUCAUCGGAGUCUGAAGUUCAUUAUCAUUUAGGUCUUCUCCAAAUAAGACGUAAUCAAUUAUCAACAUGGAAUAAUCAUAAUAUGAAUUCCGGAUUCGAAGUCACCAUCAUGUAUACGAACGCAUUUCAUUCUGGUACUGAUCAUGAACGAACAGUUGGUCAUAAUAUUAUUGGAAUCACACAUGAUUUUCAGAUGACACCACAACUUGAACGAUUGUUUACAGAUAACUACAAGGUCGUGUCACAAGGUUUGGAACAGAUUCAAUCGAUAAUGCAACAAUAUAGAAACUACUAUAGAGUUGAAGCUAUUCAAAAAGAAGAAACUUUGACAUAUGGAUUCUUCAUAAAUAUAUAUAAUAAUCCUUCAAUACCAUUGGAGACACUACCUACUUUAUUAAUGACCACUGAAACAAAUCCACAAAUUCAAGAAAUACCAGUAACCGAUUAUCCAACACUCGUUUAUUUAUAUGAAAGAAUGAGAGUAGUGAAUUUAUCAAGAGCUCAUCAAUGGUGGUAUUUAUUUUGGGAAGAUCUCUGGAGAAAAAAUAAUCAAGAGAUUGAAGAAUUAAGAAAAUAUGCACAGGAUUUUUCACCUGCAUAUAGAACUAGUUUAUGUUAUAGGCCGAUGGCUAGAUUAGAUCUGGAAAAGUUUUUGAAAAAUCGUGGAAUUUGGAAAAACGAUGGGCGAAAUGGGUUUUUACACAGUGGAGUUUUAAAUAGGAUUUAUUUGUAUUUGAAUAAUGUUGUAUUCGUACGGCAAUCCGGUUCUAAAUGGACCAAUAAAAGUGAUGGCGAAAUAAUG
This is a messenger RNA of Racocetra persica, 4535 nucleotides long. The record is from the annotation of a GenBank genome assembly. Lineage: Eukaryota; Fungi; Glomeromycota; Glomeromycetes; Diversisporales; Gigasporaceae.